Molecule: messenger RNA, 2533 nt
Organism: Nomia melanderi (Alkali bee)
Lineage: Eukaryota; Metazoa; Arthropoda; Insecta; Hymenoptera; Halictidae
Product: BRCA1-associated RING domain protein 1
Biological process (GO): protein K6-linked ubiquitination
Cellular component (GO): BRCA1-BARD1 complex; BRCA1-A complex
Molecular function (GO): protein binding; ubiquitin-protein transferase activity
Source: RefSeq, a predicted model, not a curated record
UCAACUUUGUCCUUAAGAGAUUUGACGUAUCUUUAAAAACAACAAAGAUAUUUUAGGUGGCAACGUUAAGUGACUCACCCUGUAUAUAUAAGUUAUAGCUUUCAUAUUUUCUAUAUGAGUGCAAACGAAUAUUUGAUUGAAACUAAAUGUGAUAAACAGGGGAUAUUAUUUUUUCUUCGUGACAUUCACGAAUAACUUGUUAUUCUUUGACAUAUAAACAUAUUUCUUAUAUCAAAAUAGAAAUCAGAAAUGAAUUCCGGUCUUUUUUAAAAUCAAUUUCUAGUGCGCAUGCGUCAGUAUUGUAAUUACUUACUGCAAAUACUAGUCGAUUGUGAGUCAAAGUUGUUAAAAGUGCGUGAGUGUGUAAAACAUAUACAUGUAUCUAUAUAUUUAAUCUUAACUAAGUUUAUAGAUAAAAUUGAUGUUCUUUGAAAACAUCAUAUUUUAUUAAAAUUGUCGUUUAAGUGAUUAUAAGUGAAAUCAUAAUAUUGAUAAGUGGAUUAAUGAAAAGUGAUUAUAAAAACGAUAAUAUUAAAAAUGGAUACUGUUUGGAAAAAUACCAGUGAAGCUUUAAAAAAUUUUGCUGAUAUUUUAGCAUGCAACAAGUGCGGAAAUGAACCAAUUAAUGCUGUAACAUAUACCAAUUGUGGUCAUUUCUUUUGCAAGAAAUGUGUUGAGAAUGAUAUGAUAUGUAUAAAAUGUGGUACACCUGUGCAACCCAUUGAAAUUCAUAGUGAUCAUAUGAUUAAAAGUCUCAUAUCUUACUGUAACAAUAUUGCAAAAAUAAUAGGGGAGAAGAAUUUUCAAAGUACAGCUGUAAAUGUUCUAAAUACUUCUCAAGCACCUUCAACAGAAUUAAUAUUAAAUUCUAAAGUACAUCGAAAACAUAUAGUUCCACAAAAAAAUAUACAUAAAAGAAAUCAGUAUGGUGAAACUGCGUUGCAUAGUGCUUGUUUAAAGAAUAAAAUAGAACAAGUGAGAAUGUUAUUAGCUGUUGGCGCAAACCCAAAUACAAAAGAUAACAAUAAUUGGACUCCAAUACAGGAAGUUGUUUGUAAAGGAUAUACUGCUUUAUGCAAGUUACUUUUAGAAUGUGGUGCAUCGCCUAAUAUACCAGGUGCAGAAAAUAAAACUGCAUUACAUGAAGCAGUAAGAUACAAAAAAUUGGAUGAAGUAAAAUUGCUUUUGCAAUAUUCUGCUAAGAAAGAUGUAUAUGAUAUUCAUGGAAAAAAACCUAUAGACUACUGUGAUCCACAUGAAGAUAGAAUAAGCAACAAUAUAUGGAACAUUUUGAAAGAUGAAACUGAAAUGAAUAACACAUCUACAGUUUUGAAUUAUACUUUGGAUCAUUCAUUUUCUAUUCCACAAUCACUAAAUACAUUUGUUAUAUUUCCAUCAAAUUUACAAGAAACAAAUAAAAAAAGACUGUAUCAGAUGGCUUUGAAACAUAAAAUUAAAAUUGUAACUUCAUUUCGACCAUCCGUAACUCAUGUUGUAAUGGAAGCGAAUAAUCAAAAUAUAGUACAAUUAUCGUAUGAUGUAAUGAUGGCACUUUUGCGUGGAAAUUGGUUGCUUACUAGUGAAUGGUUCCAAAUAGCUAUGGAUGUAGAUGAUAUAUUAACAAUGGAUUUCGAACUGUUUGAAAUUAGUGGUGCACCAAUUAAGGGAAUUCCAAAGAAAGCCAGGGAAAAUGCACAGAAUCAAAAUCCAGCUCUUUUCAAUCAGUGUAAUUUUUAUUUUGCUUUAAAUCCAAAAAGUACUUAUUCUGUAAAUGAAAUGCAGUUAACAAAAGAUGCUUUAGAGAAUCUUGUACGUGAAGGUAAUGGAACAGUCUUGAAAAGGGAACCACAUCCAGAAGAUGUAAAAGACCAGAAACAAAUUAUCCCUUUCCACAUUGCCAAUAGUGUUACUCAUCCUUUAUACAAAUGUACUUAUUAUAUUAUUUAUGUACCAGGAAGAGAUGAGCCACGUGUAAAAUAUAAUAUGCCUCAUAUAAAGACAUUACCGCUUGUAUGGCUAAUUGAAUGCAUAGAAAAAUUUACAUUUGUAGACCCUUCACAUUUAGGUUUAAUGUAAAUAAUUAUAACUUCAAAUUUUAUUCUUCCUUAAACUUCUGUUUUUAUUUAUUGUAACCAUAUAGUUGCGUAUUUUCGUCUUUUGAUAAUUAUACUUCUUUUACAAUACGAUAUUAAACGCGUUAUUAAGUAAAAAUUGUUAUUAUUGCGCAUUUCAAACAACGCUUGAAACAUUAUAAGCACAUGAUCAAAUUUUCCAGAGAUAUUUGCAUUUUGCUUUAUUUUGUAAAAUAGGAAAUAUUUUGAUAUUGUGCUAUGAUUAUGGGGGAUCAACCGUUGCGUAAAGAACGAUAAAUUCCAAAGGGAAAUAUCGUACGGUAUCUCGUACAUUUACGGGUAAAGUACCGCUAGUCGUGCACAUAUACAUCUAUACGUGCACGGUGAGAAAGAGAGAAUGAAAGAAAAAAAAGCUGAAUGGGAGUGAGAGAGAGGUAAAGAGGAAGAACAGUGCGAAGAUG